Messenger RNA from Meloidogyne enterolobii, 455 nucleotides. The record is from the annotation of a GenBank genome assembly. Lineage: Eukaryota; Metazoa; Nematoda; Chromadorea; Rhabditida; Meloidogynidae.
UUGAAUUGUUGCAAGUUUUUGCGAGGUAGCGCAUCCCUUCGUUUCUUUCUAUCCGUGUUGGAUCUAAAUGGAUUCCAUAUUCUCUCUGGUUCCUUUCAAUAAAUUCUCUCUUCCGCUGAUCCUCGAUCUCAGUUUUGCCAGGGACUAUUACACUACUCGGCCAACCGCUUGCCUAAUAAAAGUUUAUAAAUAUGUGGAAAUAUUUAACCUCAAUUUUGAGACGCAUCAUAUCCUGAACAUAAGGCCGCAACAAAGUAUCUGACCAACGUUCCCAAUGAUAAAUGCUGUAUACUUUAGUAACGCGGUAUCCUUUCCUCAAAGCAAGUUCAAGCUCUACUGAACAGGUUGUACUAACAAAUCCUCGUUCAUCAUCUUUGUGUGGACACCAUUCAUGACCAUUUUCUUUAUUAUAUUUACUGUUUGCACGUAUCGCUAACCCAGGCGAUGCUUCCACG